AUGAAUUUCAGAGUCGAUGCCAUCAUCAUCGGUGCCGGCUUUAGCGGCUGCUACGCCUUGUAUCGCCUCCGUCAGCUCGGCCUGCAGGCUAAGAUCAUUGAAGCAGGAAGUGAUUUUGGUGGAGUUUGGCAUUGGAAUCGAUAUCCAGGAGCUCGCGUCGACGGCGAUUGCACCGUUUAUCAAUUUAGUGACCCGGAGAUAUGGCAGGGUUGGGAAUGGCGGGAGCGCUUCUCCAGCAGUGACGACCUCCGUCGGUACUUCCAACAUGCGGCCAAAUUGAUGGAUUUGCGCAAAGACACCAUCUUCGACACCUCAAUCACUCGAUGUGAAUAUGAUUCCGGAACAGGAUCGUGGGUCAUCCAUACCGCUCAAGGAUGGCAUACUGUCUGCACGUAUCUCAUUCCAGCCGUCGGAGCAACCGUGAAGCCAUUUAUCCCCUCCAUUCCAGGCUUAGACCUUUUUGCGGGAACAGUUGUUCAUCCAUCUCGAUACCCCAAGACUCUUGACGUCUAUGGCAAGAGCGUGGGAAUAGUCGGAAAUGGCUCUAGCGCCGUACAGUUGGUCCAGGCGUUGAAGAAGCAAGACGCUAAGCUUACCGUCUUUAUCCGUAAGCCCUGUAUCGGAAUACCGAUGCGUCAACGAGAUAUCUCGUACGGAGAAGCAAUGAUGCAGAAAUCGUUCUCGGAAGCCAUUUUCGAGAAGACGCGGCGGUCGGAAGCAUCGUGUGCAUAUAACAAUGCACGGGGGUCUGCUCACGACUUUACCGCCGAGGAGCGAAGAGCCAUAUUAGACGAAGUGUGGCGUCGGGGUGACUGGAAUAUUCUCCUUGCCAGCUUCUCAGACUACGCGGUCGAUGAGACAGUGAACUCGUUGCUCUAUGAUUACUGGGCACAGCAGGUACGGUCGCGCAUGACAGACCAACGCAAAAUGGAUCUCGUUGCGCCUCUUAAGCAGAACCAGUGGUGGGCAACCAAGAGGCCUUGUCUGGAGCAGAACUACUAUGAGGUGAUUGAUGAUCCCGAUGUCAAUGUGCACGAUCUACAUAGCGCCCCGAUUGCAGAAGUCGAGGAUCGGGGCAUCGUAACCGGUUUUGGGCCUGACGAUAGGGAGCAUCAUCGCCUAGAUGUGAUCAUUUUUGCAACAGGCUACGAUGCUUUCACGGGCAGUUUACUUGAUAUCGGACUGAGGGACCGACACGGGCAGACUCUUCGGGACAAGUGGAGUGGUGGGAUUAUCACUUAUUUAGGAAUGAUGAUCCCUGAUAUGCCGAAUCUUUUCGUGAUCAACGGGCCCCAGUCUCCGGCCUCGGUGACCUGCGGUCCACCUUUUCUCGAACAGCAGGUUGAUUGGGUCUGUCAAAUUAUUGCCAAGAUGAAGGAUGAGAGGUUUGAAAAAGUGGAAGCGACCCAGGAGGCAGCUGAUGAGUGGGGCAACGAAAUGCACGCAGUCGCAGACGCCACAUUAAAUAUGCGCACUGAUUCUUGGUGGAAUGGGGCAAAUAUUCCAGGAAAAUUCAGGGAACCACUGGUCUACUUUGGGGGGUACAACGAUGGAUGA
This is a messenger RNA of Penicillium nucicola, 1557 nucleotides long. Its product is annotated as flavin-containing monooxygenase. Lineage: Eukaryota; Fungi; Ascomycota; Eurotiomycetes; Eurotiales; Aspergillaceae. Gene Ontology annotation, molecular function: flavin adenine dinucleotide binding; NADP binding; N,N-dimethylaniline monooxygenase activity. The transcript has a single exon. The coding region runs from base 1 to 1557 and encodes 518 amino acids. The record is from RefSeq and is a predicted model, not a curated record.